Molecule: messenger RNA, 567 nt
Organism: Porites evermanni
Lineage: Eukaryota; Metazoa; Cnidaria; Anthozoa; Scleractinia; Poritidae
Source: the annotation of a GenBank genome assembly
UAUCAGGACGAGGAGUUAAAUUUCUUCAAGUUCGCGUCUCUUGUGCUGAACGAAUUUCCAAAAGCAUUACGGCAGAAAUUUAAAACCAUGUGGGACGACACCUAUGGACAUCGCCCUGGUUUCAAACUCUGGGAUGAUUCCUCUGCUGUGAGAAAUUUGUUUGCUUCUUUGGAGGGAGACAAGAACAAAGUUCCUAUUCACACUUCUUACAAUGAAUGGGACUGCACUGCUCUUUUUCAAGCAACCAUUUACGCGCAGUCGUUCCCUUGCGGCCACUCUUUCACUCUUAGUGAUUUGUACCUGAAGCCUUUGGCACUACCUUAUGAUUCUUUCCAUGCUUCAGUCACGAGCCCGUGUGGUAACGAAGAAGAAACUCUUGCACUUGCGAUUGACCAGCUGCGACUUUUAAGAAAUUCGCUUUGUCACUCAGUUAGAUCUUUGAUGGACAAGAGAACGUUUGAUGAGAGAAUGAAACAAGCUAAAGACGCGUUCACAGCCCUCGGAGUCGCCACAGACCUCCUCGAUGCCGUUGCCAGUUUGGAUGAGUCACAUUUUCCGACCAAUGAA